Messenger RNA from Ziziphus jujuba (common jujube), 2318 nucleotides. Its product is annotated as importin subunit alpha-2. The record is from RefSeq and is a predicted model, not a curated record. Gene Ontology annotation, biological process: NLS-bearing protein import into nucleus. Lineage: Eukaryota; Viridiplantae; Streptophyta; Magnoliopsida; Rosales; Rhamnaceae. The transcript has 11 exons. Gene Ontology annotation, cellular component: cytoplasm; nucleus. Gene Ontology annotation, molecular function: nuclear import signal receptor activity; protein binding. Bases 114 to 1706 code for a protein of 530 amino acids.
CCCUCUCUCUUCAAAUCUUUUUUGAAGCCAAGCCCUCCUCUCUGUUAUUCUCUCUCUAAAACCCUCGCUUUCUCUUACUAGGGUUUCGAUAUCAGUUCUAGGGUUUGGGAACGAUGUCGUUGAGGCCUAACGCAAGGACCGAGGUCCGUCGGAACAGGUACAAGGUGGCGGUGGAUGCCGAGGAGGGUCGGAGGCGCCGGGAGGACAACAUGGUGGAGAUCAGGAAGAAUCGCAGGGAAGAGAGCCUUCAGAAGAAGCGUCGUGAAGGACUUCAGGCGCAGCAAUUGCCAGCUACUCUUCCUUCCUCGGCUCUCGAGAAGAAGUUAGAACAUCUGCCAAGCAUGGUUGCAGGUGUUUGGUCUGAUGAUAGUACUCUGCAGCUUGAGGCAACUACACAGUUUAGAAAGCUUCUUUCAAUUGAGCGCAGCCCUCCUAUUGAGGAAGUCAUACAAUCAGGAGUUGUCCCACGCUUUGUUGAGUUUUUGAUGAGAGAGGACUUUGCACAGCUUCAGUUUGAGGCAGCUUGGGCUCUCACAAACAUUGCUUCUGGGACAUCUGAGAACACAAAAGUUGUCAUUGAUCAUGGUGCUGUCCCAAUAUUUGUAAAACUUCUUGGUUCUCCCAGUGAUGAUGUUCGGGAGCAGGCUGUGUGGGCUUUAGGAAAUGUUGCUGGUGACUCUCCUCGGUGUCGUGAUCUUGUACUCAGUCAAGGGGCUUUGAUUCCUUUGCUGGCCCAGUUGAAUGAGCAUGCCAAGCUCUCUAUGCUGAGAAAUGCAACCUGGACGCUUUCAAAUUUUUGCAGAGGGAAGCCACAGCCUCCUUUUGAUCAGGUGAAACCAGCACUUCCAGCUCUUGCACGCCUUAUUCAUUCAAACGAUGAAGAAGUUUUGACUGAUGCAUGCUGGGCACUUUCAUAUCUUUCUGAUGGUACGAAUGACAAAAUUCAAGCAGUUAUCGAGGCAGGAGUUUGCCCCCGUUUGGUUGAGCUUUUACUUCAUCCAUCUCCUUCAGUUCUCAUUCCAGCGCUUCGAACGGUUGGAAAUAUUGUAACGGGAGAUGAUUUACAAACUCAGGUCAUCAUCAAUCAUCAAGCCCUUCCUUGUCUCCUGAACUUGUUGACGAAUAAUUAUAAGAAGAGCAUCAAGAAGGAAGCUUGUUGGACUAUUUCGAAUAUCACAGCUGGAAACAAGGAGCAGAUUCAGGCUGUAGUUGAGGCUAAUAUUAUUGCUCCUCUUGUUAAUCUGCUUCAAAAUGCUGAGUUUGAUAUUAAGAAAGAGGCUGCCUGGGCAAUCUCAAAUGCUACAUCUGGUGGUUCUCAUGAACAGAUCAAGUUCUUGGUAAGUCAAGGUUGUAUCAAGCCCUUGUGUGACCUUCUUAUCUGCCCCGAUCCUAGGAUUGUCACAGUUUGUCUGGAAGGGCUCGAAAACAUCUUGAAGGUGGGAGAAGCUGAGAAGAAUUUGGGCAACAAUGGAGGUGUGAAUCUCUAUGCUCAAAUGAUUGAUGAUGCUGAGGGAUUAGAAAAAAUUGAGAACCUACAGAGUCAUGACAACACUGAAAUAUAUGAGAAAGCAGUAAAAAUUCUUGAGACAUACUGGUUGGAGGAAGAAGAUGAAACUAUGCCACCAGGCGAUGGAUCUCAAUCUGGAUUCAAUUUUGGUGGAAGUGAGAUUCCUGCUGUUCCUUCUGGUGGAUUCAACUUCAGCUAAAGGAUUUUGGCUGGUUCUUCAAAAUAGUCCAUGUCGGGGAUAAUAAUUUGGGUCGGGUCGGGUGUCAGGUCAGGUGUCUUGUCUCAUGUUUGAGUCCUGUAUCAUCCAUUCUCGGAUGUGGUAUGUAGGGGUGGACUGGCGUGGCUGGGACUAAAAGGAGUGUGGGAAGUUACGGAAUGAUCAUAUGAUGAGAUCUGCUACAGCAAUGAAAUUCCUGGGUUCUAAUUUUGGUGAGUAGGUGGCCCAAUGGGUUGGGCUAUCCCCAUACAGCAGAUGUUGAGUCUUUUCAUAAUCGUUUUCUUUUCUUUUUAUUUAUAUUAUUGUUUUAAUUGUCAUAGAACUGGUGUAGCUAAAGUGUUACCAAGUGAUUUUGGCAAUUCUAAAGUUAAUACAUUUGCCAUGUAGGUGUGAGGAAUUCUGUUCCUGUACUUUUCUUGUGUGAUGAUAAAAUUUUAAUUUUUCUUUUUUUUUUUUUUUUUUUUUGGGGGCGGGGGCCUUAAAAGCUGUUCAAUAUUUAGAUCUAUUGUCAGGGGAUACGUUUAUUUGAUUUUAUGUUUGAAGUUGUCUUGAAAAAAACUCUUUAUUAUGAAGGAAAAGAGUUAAUAUUAUUUA